AUGAACCAAAGGAGUCAUUGCAUGACUCCUCUCCACGCUCAUGAUAGGCACUUCGAUUCAGGCCAGGAGCUUGAUCAAGAUCCGUAUUCUAUGGUACAGCAAAAUGCCAGAGUCGACGCCGAGUUAGGCCUAAGUGCAGAUGAAGACGUUGAAGCAGGACAGCCAGAGCAAAGUCUUGAUGCGGACUGGGAAGUUGUUCUGUACAACUCAUUGACUGGUGAACAGAGGCAGCACAUUCGGCGUCUUGGCGAUGUAAGAAAUACACCUGGUAACCUUCCACUUGCUAUGUCGUCUAUGAUUCGAGAAACUGGUGGAGAGGGAAGGCCAGCUCGCGAUUCCGAAUCCGACAACGACCAUCUUCCUGAAAGGUGGACUCGCUUCAGAGAAAAGCAGGGGCAAGCCUACCGCGCUGAGGAACGAGCCAUUGGCCGGGGGAUCAUUACAAGCUUGGUCGAUCCUUUGCGCAUCAUCCGAGGACGCAAAUUCACCAUUUGGGAGCGAAAUGUCGACCUGGAAAUGAUGGACAUAUGGGUGUUGUGGUCAUGA
This is a messenger RNA of Plenodomus lingam JN3, 546 nucleotides long. The record is from RefSeq and is a predicted model, not a curated record. NCBI's taxonomy places the organism in Eukaryota, Fungi, Ascomycota, Dothideomycetes, Pleosporales, Leptosphaeriaceae.